Malania oleifera is the source of this 1276-nucleotide messenger RNA. RefSeq names its product mitochondrial import receptor subunit TOM20-like. Gene Ontology annotation, molecular function: protein binding. Lineage: Eukaryota; Viridiplantae; Streptophyta; Magnoliopsida; Santalales; Ximeniaceae. The transcript is spliced from 6 exons. Gene Ontology annotation, biological process: protein insertion into mitochondrial outer membrane. Gene Ontology annotation, cellular component: mitochondrial outer membrane translocase complex. The record is from RefSeq and is a predicted model, not a curated record. Bases 293 to 901 code for a protein of 202 amino acids.
GUGAUGGAAAGUGGAGAUUGUGACCAAGUGCAGCGAGUUUUGGGACAUGAAAGUGAGAAAAAAAGUUCCCACGACCAUUAUAUGCAACCUGGCACUCAGCGUGGUUCUCCGAAAGAUACUUUAGGAAACACAAUUUCAUUUCCGCCAGAGUGAGUCCGCCCUACCGUCUCGUUCUUCCAACCUUUUUCAGUUUCGCCGUCAAGGCUUCUUCGCCGUUCUUCGCAAAUCCUAGCUCGCAUCAGGCACGAUCACACUUUCGUUCUGCCAAAACCACCAAUCAGAACUUUUAAGUAUGGAUUUCGAUCAAGCCGACUUAGAUCGACUAUUGUUGUUCGAGCACGCUCGGAAUACAGCCGAAGCCAUGUAUGCCAAAGAUCCCAACGACGCCGACAACCUCACGAAAUGGGGAGGGGCAUUGCUUGAAUUAGCAGGGUUUCAGAGUGUUUCAGACUCAAAGAAGAUGAUCAAAGAUGCUAUUUCGAAGCUGGAAGAGGCAUUGGUCAUUAAUCCAACGAAACAUGAGGCUCUAUGGUGCCUGGGAAAUGCUCACACCUCUCAAGCAUUGCUGACUCCAGACCUGGACGAGGCAAAGAUUUAUUUUGGCGAAGCAUCUUUGUAUUUCAAAAAAGCAGUAAAUGAGGAUCCGGGGAACGAGCUUUAUGUCAAGUCAUUAGAAGUUGCAGCCAAGGGACCGGAAAUGCACAUGGAAUUCCAUAAGCAGGGAAUCAGUCAAGAAGCAACCAGUGGAGUAUCGUCCACUUCCAGUGCUAGGAGUUCCAAGAAGAAGAAGAGCAAUGAUCUAAAAUAUGAUGUAUUUGGAUGGAUAAUUCUUGCUGUUGGAGUUGUUGUCUGGGUGGGAAUGGCAAAAUCCCAUCUUCCUUCUCCCCCGCCAAAUAAGUGACAAAUUUAAAUCCAUCAUGGAAGUAACUUGGGUCUCUGAACAGCUGGCAGCAAGUUUGGCAGUGAGGUUGAGGUAUUGACUUACUGGUUCACCAAGCUCAGAUGUGAAGUAGCUCAAGCAUCGCACAGGGUAUGACAUCAAUGUGUUCAUGACUCAGCCAUGUUAUCCUGGUGCUAAUGUAAUAUUGAUUUUCUUUUGAAAAUUUUGGCUAUAUAGCCAUUUGUUGUUUGCUUUUUAUGGUUUGAUCAAGCCUUAAUUUUUUUUUUUUUCACUUGAGUAGAUUCGUGAAGGGUUCUAUCAGAACCGUCACCUGGAAAUUUUGGGCUUAAAAAUUAGAGAAAUAUUGCAUUUUAGAUCCAUGAUUUCAUCCCAAAA